ACCAGGUCUAUUGGAGCUGCUGCUCUGAUGUUGGAGUAUUACUCCCGAACCACUGGUAUCAUAGGGACUAAAGUCAAACAUGUACAGGGAGAAAAUGUGAAACUACACUGAUGCAAAAUCAGGAAUGUUUACACAGUUUUUAAUGUGCCCUGGAUCCUUCCAGCAGGACCAUGGUUUCCAUGGUGUUGUGAUGUAUGCAGAUAACUUAUUCAUCCACAUGGCUCUCCCAUCAGGAGUUACAGGAAGCUGAUGUCAGAAACAGGGCAGAAGGGGAUGAAGGUGGAGAUGCUCCCCCUAAGGGUUGAUUGUUCUGACUUAAUGACAGAGCUCCAACUUUCACAUCAACCAUCUUUUACGUGAUCAUUCUUCUGAUAAGGACUCUGACAUUUUCUGUUGGAUGAAGGCUUCAAAAAAGACAAAAUCAGUCAGCAACCCUGCAGCUAUAAAGCUUCAGAAGGAUGGAAACAAUCUCCCAUCCCAUGAUGCCCUGUCACAGAUCCUACCAAAGUACAGCUACCUUUCCAAGGCAGUGGACGCUGAGCUCCAAGGAGCAGCCCAACAAGAACAGGAGAGACCAGCUGAGAGGCCAGAGACUACACAGGCCAACAAACCCAACAUAAACCACACCUAUCAAGUACAUCAUCCACAUAAGCGACCCCCUCUGCAUAACUUUGAGGAUGAUCCCCACAUGGCAGAGAUCACCGUCCUCCAAACUAAGGAGGUAGAAAACUAUCGUUCAGCCAUGAGCAGGAUGGCAGAAGACAUCAUAGCGCUGAGGACACAGGUGGUGACGUUGGAGGCAGAAAACAGCCAGCUCCGCAUUGAUCUGUCUCUGCAUCAGGACCUUGGCCGAGAUCUUCUUGAUGACACAGACAUUGAUGUCAUGACCAAGGCUGAGAUUGCUGAUCGUAUAGCCUCUCUGAAAUUCAAGCUGGCCAGUGAGACCAGUAAGGCUGCCUUGCAAAGGGACAGGAUCCAACAGCUGCAGAAUGACCUGAUUAAGAAGAAUGACAGUGAGAAAGAGCUACUAAAACUUCAGAGGGUUCACCAGCAGCAGCAGGAGGAUCAGAAGUACCAGCAGAGUCGAUUAGCAAAAAUGGCAACUUUGGAGGCCACAGUGAAACAGCAGGAAAAGACCAUUGAGAAGAUGGAGAAGGCAUUAGAUAGCAAACUCAGAGAAAAGAAUAAACAUAGUGGUGAUAAAAAGCUGGUGGUGAAAAAACAAAGAGGUGAGACUGACCACAUUAAGGAAGAGAUAGAGUCGGCCCUGGCAGCAGAAAACACUCGUCUCAGAGAAGAGCUGGACAGGAUUCGCCAGCAGCCGGCCCCAGUCAUUAUACACCAGUCAGCACAGCCACUCAAGACAAAAGAUGCACUGCCACUCAAGGAGAGACUGAGUUUACUGAACAAACUGGAUAAGGCUGAGGCAAGAGUCCAGACUCUGGAGACUCAGCUGGAGGAAAACUCUAAAUUAUGGGGCAGACAGAAACAAGAAAUGUUGACCAAACUGAUGGAGCACAGGCAUGGUUUUGUCCGGACAUCCACCACAAUCCUUCAUAAUGUUCCUUCGAAUGAGUGCAAGCCUCAGUCGUCUGGGGGCUUUCUGAAGGAAGACAAGGAGAUUAGCAAUAAGCGCUGUGUAAGCAAAUGCUGAUUUGUCAUCCUCUUAAUCUUUACUGUCUAUAAUGGUAAAUCAAUCAGUCACACCACUUACUGUAUUUAACAAAAGUGAACACAAAUUUAAAUAAUAUAUUUUACUUCUCACCCACACUGCUAUAUAAUUACUGAAUAAAGUUGGCUGCUGCAAGGUAAAGGUCACCAUUGUCUGCGGAUUGUAACUGUGAUCAGCAUUGUUGUUUAGAUUAUUCACUGUUCAGUUGUUGCUUUGUACCUUUCCCAGAUUAUCAAAUAUGUUCUUAUUACCAUGUAUUUUAUGGAGAAUAGCCUCACUCAUGCCAGUCAAGGGGCCAGUGUAUGAUCAUAUAGCAUUUUCGCACCUCUUAUUUUGCCAUUUUUUAAUUGCUGGAAGAUUUUAUGUAAUUUUGAUUUGUUGUACGGUUCAAAUACACGUCUCAUUCAAGCUGUAAUCUAUUGUCAGUAUAGAUAAAACUAAUAAUAAUUACAUGUUGCACCUGUUUAACACCAGUCUAGAAGAAAUAUUACUCCAGUGGUGCACAACCUGAUGCUUCCUAAGAUCAUCCAUAGGUAGUCAACUACUACCCACGUUUUAGAAGUUGACUACAAGUCAGCAAGUGAACUAUUUGACUAGAACUAAUCAACAAGAGACUCACAAAACAUUGCAAUAUGGAUUAUUUGUCCCACCCCUUGCACACAUAUGUUCACCUUUCUGUGAGCAGGGCAUGGGGGUUAACAAGGUAGUUAAGACAUUCCCUCUGUGCCAUAUUGGCCCAGUCAAUGACAUUAAUGGCCUCAGGAGAAUAUAGCCACCCCAAAUCAGCAAAGUAGCUUAACCUUCCAUGAAAUGUGGUCCCCUUCUUGGAGGGGGAUCACGAAAGGGGGUGAUGAGAAGAAAAACAAUUAGUGGAGAGAUUGAAAGAGCAGCAACAAGUUGACCCUUAAUUCCAUUCUUCUGCCAUAUGGUGACUGCUCUGUGGAGCCUCCGUCUACCUAAUUAGUAACUCAAGUGCAACUUACUGUUAUUGCGUGUUCACAACUCCUGGAAUCACGUUAAGCUGAUGGCUGUCAUUGCAUAUCGCUAAUAACAUCUAAUUCAGCUCUGUAAUCAGAUCAGAAAGUAGCAAAAACACAAAAAGUACUGAUGUGCCAUGUCCACAGUUUAAUUUCUGUAUGUAAUCCUGAUUAAGUCACUCUUGAUUUUAGGAAAACAACGUCGUAUUGAAAACAGAGCUCUUUCUGUUGGCCUAAACUGGUGUAUAAAAGGAUUACAAACUGGGGGCUGUCUAUGAGGGUUGUGAACACACACACGCACACACACACACACAAGCCUGCUGUCUGAAUGAAUUGUAUAAUCCUGAAAACAAGGACAAAAAAGUUUAGAUUUGGAAAGCUCCAAUAGUUGGAAUGGUGUACAUAAUAAUAGUACGCAGCGAAUUAGUUUUGGAUUAGGCACGUCACUAAUACAGCUAUCACAUAGGGAAAACUGGCUGCAGAUGCAAUAGUACAGUCAAUCUUAAAUCUGUAUACUAUCUUAUACUAGUGCUGCUGCUGCUGCUAGUUCAUAUAUAUAUUUCUGAUAUGCUUGAGGUUAUUGAGUAUUACCUCAAGUCAGAAAGCAGUGGAGAUGCAUUUAGCCCACUGUGAUGCAUAUAAAUAGAAACCAACUUCCUAAUGAUCUUAAAUCACUUUAUUUUCUGUUUCCUGUUUUCUUUUAUUAAAUCCCUCUACUGCAUUUGUAUUUUCUUUAUUCAAUUUGGGACAAUUGUUUGUGCUUAAUUUUGUUUUACUCUACUUGAAUUGAUUUUAUUCUCCUUAGUGUGUUGUGCUUUGUUUAAUGUUGUAAUGCACUUCUUUGCUUAAUGUAAAGCACUUUAAAUAGCUUUACGUUAGAUGUAUGUAAAUCACUGUAUCACUGUGUACUAUUAAAGCUUGUAUUGCUUCGGCUCGUGUACAAAAAACAACAA
This is a messenger RNA of Dicentrarchus labrax (European seabass), 3602 nucleotides long. It is a transcript of the gene ccdc33, whose product is annotated as coiled-coil domain containing 33. Bases 398 to 1654 code for a protein of 418 amino acids. The transcript is spliced from 12 exons. The record is from RefSeq and is a predicted model, not a curated record. NCBI's taxonomy places the organism in Eukaryota, Metazoa, Chordata, Actinopteri, Moronidae. Gene Ontology annotation, cellular component: peroxisome.